UAAAACUAUAAUCGUGACGUCAUACUGCAAUAUGGCAGCCGACUAGGUGAAUCAUCUGAUAGUUUGUCGCCGUCUAUGUAAUUAUUGAGCUUGUCGAGUGUCGGCCCAUCACAGGGCUCGAAACUGCUUGAGCGGCCGGCGAGUAUCAGCGCAGCGAGUCAGCCGCAAUGUGAUCGGUGCCUUCGAUCUGGACGGACUUGGGUACAUGAGGCCCAUCACGGCGAUCCUACUUCCCGUUGUAAUUUUUAGGCCUAGUAGCAGCCAGCCUGCGGUGAAGUGCGUGGCAGGGACGUCAGAUUUUGGCAGCUGCCUCUGACAUACCACCCCUCAUGUCAUGUGCUCGAGUGAAAAAGUUGUCCUGACGCGUCUGCUUUGAGGCCAAGGUGCUCUAGAAGCAUGUCGUCGUUUAUUUCCAACUUCAAGAAGAUAUUCAACUUGGGCGGUGUAGGAGGAGGAGAUGCCAAGCGUCGCAAAGUUUGUAGUAAUAUUCGCUUCGACGAGAAUCCAGAAGACUUCUGGGAAAUCAUCGGAGAGUUGGGCGACGGUGCCUUCGGUAAAGUGUACAAGGCUCGGCACAGAGUAACUGGCAUAUUAGCUGCUGCGAAGAUAUGCGAGCUCAAGGGAGAAGAUGAUCUGGAAGACUUCACAGUUGAGAUUGAUAUCCUUAUUGAAUGCAAACAUCAGAACAUUGUGGACCUCAAGGAAGCCUUUUUUUAUGAAGGAAAAUUAUGGAUGUUGAUAGAGUUCUGCGAAGCUGGGGCAGUGGAUGGGAUUAUGAUUGACUUGGAAAAACCACUGACAGAGCCACAAAUUCGUUACUUGUGCCAUGAAAUCUGUGAAGGCCUUCGUUUCUUGCAUUCAAAAAAAGUUAUCCAUCGAGAUCUGAAAGCUGGCAAUGUGCUCCUCACUUUGGAUGGAGAUGUGAAAAUAGCCGAUUUUGGUGUUUCUGCAAAGAACAAGCAUACACUACAGAAGCGAGAUUCAUUCAUUGGCACACCAUACUGGAUGGCACCAGAAGUGGUCCUUUGCGAGACGUACCGGGACAAUCCAUACGACUACAAGGCUGACAUUUGGAGUCUUGGCAUUACCCUGAUUGAGUUUGCACAGAUGGAGCCUCCAAACAAUGAAAUGAAUCCUAUGAGAGUCUUGCUCAAGAUCCAAAAGUCUGACCCACCAACCCUCGCCCAGCCUUCCAAGUGGUCGAAAGACUUCAGAGAUUUUUUAUCCCUUUGCCUGACCAAAGACCCAAAUCAAAGGCCAACCUCAGAGGAGCUGCUGAAGCAUCCCUUCGUAACAAAAAGUGUAGAUAGGAAGCCUUUGAAGGAUCUUAUCAGUGAAUACAAGGCUGAAGUGGUUGAAGAGGUGACUGAAGAGCACGAGGAUGACAUUCCUGAUUACCGGCAGUCAUUGAGCAUAGAAAAUGACACGACAGGGGAGACUAUUUCCAAUCUUAGUGAGCCCAUUGAAGAGUCUAACGGAGAAGCCAAGCCAGCUGAACCAAAAGCUGCAGAGGUCAAACCUGAUGAAGUCUCUAAAGAUGAAGUGGUGCCUCCAAAGCCUGUAAGCAAGGAAGGCAGAACUGCACCCAGUCCUCCACCCCAAGCACCUGCUGACAAGGAGUCAGUGUUGGAUAAAGUUGAGGUUCCUGAGGCACGAUCUAAAACUCCUCCCAAGCUCCCAGAAGAACCUGCUCAAGUUCAGGCGAAACCACCGGUCCCUUCAGAAGAGUCAAAGGCCAUAGAAGUGACGCCACCUAAAGCUUUGGACCGGCCGGCCUCCCCAGAGUUGCCAGAGCCUGAGGAGACCCUUCCAGUUCCACAAGCAUCAACACCUAUUCGGGGUGGUGAAGUGGUGGUUGUAUCUAGCUUAUCCAUGAUAGAUGACUCCAGCUCCCACCUGAAGGACACUUGUGAAAUUGGAACUUCUGAAGUAGAUAAAGCAGAACUUUCCCCAAAAGCCCCUGUGGAGCACGAAGUGACUUUUUCUUCAAAGCAUACCAUAUUGGAGGUUGGUGAGGCAGGGCACUGGAAGCAGCAGCCUGGUGAAGUGGACCGCAGCCAUGUGUCUGUGAUCAGCGUGGGUGACCAUGAGGUGGUGAAGGACUCGUCUCUGGUCGUGAGCCCCCACGAGGGCCCAGCAUCGCCUCGUCUGGUGCUGCGGCAGUCAACAGCAGGGCCUCGCGAAGGCUCUCCUGAGAAGCGAAACUCGUUCCCUCGCAUGCAUGAAGGUGCACAGCCACGGCCACCACUUGUCAACGGAGGCUCACACGAGGCAUUGUCUCCAGAGCGACCCAAGGUCCGGGUGAAUGUCAAGCUGCAACAGGGCUCAGCAUCACCACCCCGUGUGGAAAAGACGCCUCGGCGGCCUCCUACCUCAGCAACAGAUGCGCCAGUUGAGCGACGCCGCAAGGAGGUCUCAGACACAGAAAGUGUGUCAACCUUGGACAGUGUAGGCAGCCGCACAAGUGGCAGUGACAAGGAAAACCGCAAGGAGGACUGGGAGGCCACCAAGGAAAAGGAACGUAGUGUUAAUAAUGUACCUGCCAUUCGCAAGAAGGCCCUUAUGACUCAGAACAAUGCAGUACGGCCAAAGACACUCAAGCGGACACGCAAGUUCGUGAUUGAUGGAGUUGUUAUGACAACCACUACCAGCAAAGUCAUCUAUGGGGACCUUGAUGAAGAUAAACAAGCCAAAGAUUACCAUUUUCUCAGGCAACAGGAGCUAAGGGAGCUAAAAAUGCUCCAGAAGAUGGAAAACAAGCAGUUCCAAGACUUGGACAUGAAGGAGGAGUUUGCCAGGGAACAGCAGCAAAAGAAGUUUGAUCAGGAACUGACGACACUUUUGCGAGAUUAUGACAAUGACUUGGAGGCACUGAACCGCACUCAGAAACAGCAAGUGGAAAAGGCUGAGCAGCAGCAGGACCUGGACUUGAAGUAUGCCUCCAGGCGUAUUCGGGCAGAACAGGAACGAGAGCUGAAAGCAUUCAGAGAAAGCUUGAAAAAUGAAGCAAAGCUCUUGAAACAGGAAGUUGAGCUCAUGCCAAAGGAAAAGCGAAAGGACAUGUUUAGGGUUCGAAAAGAAAAAAUGGAUUUGGAUCAAGCCGAAAAGGAGAGGCUUUUUGUGGAGAAACUGAAUGAGCAGCAUGAAUUGUCUAUGAAGCGGCUGAGUGACAGCCAUCGAGAGAAGAUUGCUCUUCUUGAGAAACAGUUCCUACAGCAAAAGCAGCAACUACUGCGAGCACGGGAGGCAGCCCUUUGGGAGCUUGAAGAAAGGCACUUGCAUGAGAAGCACCAGCUGGCUAAGAAGCAACUCAAGGAUGGCUUCUUCCUCCAGCGGCACCAAAUGCUCAUCCGGCAUGAAAAAGAGCUAGAGCAGGUCAAGCGGCUCAACUUGCGACGUGAGGAUGAGCUGCUAAAGCGUCAAGCCCUUGAGCGCCGUCAGCUGCCCAAGCGCAUUCGCUCCGAGAUGAAGACACGCGAGCUCAUGUUCAAAGAAAGCCUUCGCAUCAGCCUGCACGGUGGACCUGACUCUCCAGAUGAGGACAAAGACAGACUGCGCAAGUUCCAGGAAGCAGAAAAGAAGCGAUACAAGGCUGAGCACCAACGCCAGGAACUCAAGCACAGGCGCCAGCUUGAAGAGCUGAAAGCUGCUGCUGAUGCGACCAUCAAGGAGCUAGAACAGCUGCAGAAUGAAAAGCGUAAGAUGCUCAUGGAGCAUGAGACCCAGAAGCUAAAGCAACUGGACGAGGAGCAUGGCAAUGAGUUGCGCGAGUGGAAGGCCAACCUGAAACCACGAAAGCAGAAACUGGAGGAAGACUUCGCAAGGCAAUGUGAAGAACAGGAGCGCUUCUAUGGCACAAGUACGUUCCUCAAUGACUAUGCCAACAUGGAUCGGGAACAAGUGACACUACAAGGACCCCCACGGACUUUAGACACUUCAUAUCAUCCGAGCUACUGAGUUUAGGAUCUUCAUAUAGGCUGCAAAUACCUAACACAUGGUAGCAGUGUUUUUCUCGUUGCUUUAAGGCAUAAUUCUUGAAGCGCCUGUCAGUAAUAUAAGUUUGCUUUUAUGGCACAUUGCCUGAGGGCAUUUGUUCUCUGGGAACCUUUCAAGGACUCGUAAUAGUUACUUGUUUCAUACAGGAGAAAUGCUCUACACCGCCAUAGUCAAGAACAGGUGGGAAAAUGCCAGGAGGACUCUUUAACAUGUCAGGCACAUUGCAAUGUGAGCUACUGUGUUGUCAGUCGGUUAUAUGUGGUAGUAAAGUGUAUGCAUUACCAAGAUGUUAAUCUCUCUCUCUCUCUCUCUCUCUCUCUUUUUUUUUUUUUUUAAGGUGCAUAGCUGAACACAACUAGAAAUACUUGAAGCUGAUUCUGUGACAUAGUUGCAUGCGGCUUCAUACUGUACAUUUUGCCAGUGUCUUGUUUUUCACUAGCACAGGGGCCUAAAGACUUCAGUGCAGGUGGUUUCUCAUUUGGUUUCAUUGCACAGAGAUGCUCUGCGACAGUGCUUUGUGGUGCAAUGGCUCGAAAGUGCCUCACUCUUUGAAACUUACUACCAGUGUCUUUUUUUUCUUCCACAUUUUUAUGUACUUUGUUGUUCUCUGCAAGACACUGCCUUCGUUGUGUCAUGGCCUGUGAGAAGUCCAUCUCCACAAGCUUUUACUCGUUCACACUGCUCUAUGAUGUGACUUAAUUGGACAAGUGGCAGUUCUGCUAGAUUUGUGGAGAAUAUAUCUGCAUUGUUUUAUUGACAGUGGACACAUGUGCAUCACAACGUGUCAAAAUGUAUAACUGUGCCUGUUUGGGUAACUGUAAUGUUGCCAUCUGCAGUCAUUGUUCCUGUCGCAAAAUAUUGGGUGACAUAGGUACUGUCACAUUGUCUACAUCUUCCAGUGUUCAAAGUAUAGCCUCUUGUUUUAAUGUCGCUGUGUACAGAAAACAGACACCAUCUAUUGUGUGUCAGUGAAGCAUGGAAAAUGUGUAACUGUUCCUGUGAACUGGCAGAACCAGUGCUGUCUGUGCAGGCAACCAUGCUUUGCUAGCGUAGGGCUUCUGUGAAUUUUCUCAAAAAGCAAACACAACUGCGAGCAGUGAUAAAAGACCGAAAUGGCCUAGCCUUCCAGUAGUGCAGUUCCAGGGUGUUGCCAGAAUAUGCUUUGUUUUAUAGCUUGGCAUGGUUGUGUGUGAUAGGACUCAAAAUAAGAAUGAAUGUAGCCCAUUUUCUGAUACAUGUAGGUUCGCUGUUACCCAGCAUAAGCACUUAGCAUGCCAUAUCAGAUUUGCCAUCUCUCAACAUGCUUGAGGACGGCUUUUACAGUACUUGUGUGCAUAUGAAACAGAUGGGCUGCCUGCAGAGAUCUUCCUUUGCUGUGCCAGUUGUCAAGGUCACAUUUCCAGAAGUGCUUUGUUGAAACUGGCAUAAUUAACAGUUCCAACAUGCUGUACAUAGUUUGGUACAUGUAUGCGUAGAGACUACUAAUUUUCAUACCAUAUUAAAAAAGUGUGGUAUACUUUUAGUACACAAUAUUUUCAGAAGCUUGCUGAGCAUAAUAAAGCUUUGACAUGUUUUGAA
Messenger RNA from Dermacentor albipictus, 5574 nucleotides. RefSeq names its product Sterile20-like kinase (gene Slik). NCBI's taxonomy places the organism in Eukaryota, Metazoa, Arthropoda, Arachnida, Ixodida, Ixodidae. Gene Ontology annotation, biological process: protein phosphorylation. The record is from RefSeq and is a predicted model, not a curated record. Gene Ontology annotation, molecular function: protein serine/threonine kinase activity; ATP binding.